CUCUUUACCUUAGGGCACACCUCUCUUCAGCCAAGAAGGAUGGUGCUGAAGACGAACACGUGCCGCUUUAGCGGCCUGAGGAUUUAUCCUGGCAAGGGACUUCUGUUCAUCCGCACGGAUGGCCAGCAGUACAUGUUUCUGAACAAGAAGUGCAAGUCUUACUACCACAACCGCCUCAGGCCUGCGAAGCUGGCAUGGACUGUGACGUACAGGAAACAGCACAAGAAGGACCAGGUCAGCGAGGUGCAGAAGAAGAAGCGCCGUGCUGUAGCCAAGUCGGCUAACCGCUCGAUUGUGGGCGCUUCUCUGGAGGUUAUCCAGAAGAAGCGUACGGAGAAGCCGGAGGUCCGCCAGGCAAGCCGCGAGGCCGCCAUCCGUGAGGUCAAGGUCGUGGAAGAGAAACUGAAAACUCUUCACUCGGCUGUCAUUUUCUCGCUGUGUAUCCCUAUCCCGUGGUCAAAUCAGGAGCGCAUGAAGAAGCAGAAGGCGGAGCGCGCCGCCGCUGCCAAGGCCGCUGCCGGCCCUCAAAAGGCGGCCCCCAAGGUUGUCGGCCGUGGCAAGCGCUAAGCAGCUGUGACGGUGCUGUGCAAAUGUAACAUGCAGAAGUC
Volvox carteri f. nagariensis is the source of this 608-nucleotide messenger RNA. It is a transcript of the gene rpl24, whose product is annotated as component of cytosolic 80S ribosome and 60S large subunit. The coding region runs from base 40 to 567 and encodes 175 amino acids. The transcript is spliced from 4 exons. Gene Ontology annotation, biological process: cytoplasmic translation. The record is from RefSeq and is a predicted model, not a curated record. Gene Ontology annotation, molecular function: structural constituent of ribosome; mRNA binding. Gene Ontology annotation, cellular component: cytosolic large ribosomal subunit. Lineage: Eukaryota; Viridiplantae; Chlorophyta; Chlorophyceae; Chlamydomonadales; Volvocaceae.